This is a messenger RNA of Vicia villosa (hairy vetch), 885 nucleotides long. RefSeq lists its product as uncharacterized. The record is from RefSeq and is a predicted model, not a curated record. The coding region runs from base 1 to 885 and encodes 294 amino acids. The transcript has a single exon. NCBI's taxonomy places the organism in Eukaryota, Viridiplantae, Streptophyta, Magnoliopsida, Fabales, Fabaceae.
AUGGUAACUGGUAAGUCAACUCCUUUUUGGAAUAUCCAGUGGCUGGGGCAUAGAGCUUUUAGAUACAUAUUUCCUAAUCUAUAUCAGCUAGUUGAGGAUCCUAACAGUAGUGUUUAUAAUAUAGGGUGUUGGGUGGGCAAUGGGUGGGAAUGGCAGAUCGAGAAUUGUUUCUCGGUAUUAAAUCAAGAGGCAUGUAAUGAAUUAUCAGAUUUGAAGGCAGUGUUGGAUAGAGUGGCUCCAUCUGGUCAGAAUAGGGACGUGUUGAUUUGGCCAUUACAAGACUCGCAUUGCUAUUCUGUUCGGUCUUAUUAUACAAAACUUGUGCAAGAUUCAGUGGUAGAGUUGGGCGAUAGCAGAGUGAGGGCUGCUCUGCAGGUGAUAUGGAAAGUGAAGGUUCCAUCAAAGAUGCAAAUAUUUGGAUGGAGAUUGAUGCAUGAUAGGUUACCUACAAAAUCCCAACUGUCAAAAAGGGGUAUUAUUAUGGAAAAUGCAGAUUCUCCAUGUGUAUUUGGAUGUGGUCAAGUGGAGGAGGUAGAUUAUGUGUUCAUUUCAUGCUGUUGCGGAAGGGUGGUUUGGUCGAAGAUGUUCCUUUGGUUGGGUUUAGAUUAUAUGGAAGAGGUCAAUUGUUGUGAUCACUUUAUCCAAAUGGUGACUGUGUUGAAAUCGUUUUGUGUCAAUAAUCGUGCCGACGAAAUCUGGUUGGCAGUAUGCUGGUGUUUGUGGCGACACCAUGACAAAAUUAUUUUCAACAACAGGGUGGCUGAUCCGGAUGAGAUUGUUCACAAUGUAAUGAUGUAUUCUUGGUGGUGGUUAGCGAUAGGAAAUAUGAAGAAGGUUUACUGUAAUUUCUAUGAAUGGUCUAAGAAUCCUUUAAAGUUUCUAUAG